UCCCUCCUAUUUUUUACAGUCUAUGGUUCCCUCCUACUUUUUUAACAGCUGGCUGUGCAAACGGGUUUCUUUGGCUACCACGCUCAUUUGUGAAGACAACGUAAACGUUAAUGUAUGUAACGUUAUUCUGUGAUUUACCACCUCGAUAGGUCUGAUGUGUCCUCAAGACUGAAUGUUUGCGUCAUUUUAAAAAGCGUCCCGCGGACGAAGACUACCUUGGUUAAUUCGCUCAUUCAUUUGGAGAGCUAACUUAAUUGUAACCAGGCUAACCUAAAGUUUAUAAUGUUUGUUUCUCGGAUAAAUAGCAAAGGCUAAAAUACCCGGAAGUAGCAUCGACCACUGAAGUCUUACAACAUAAUGUCUCUAAAGUAACUAAUUAAGUUAUCGCUAGGACUUUGACGUCUCGAAUCUACUUGACAAGCCGUCUAGUGGUUGAGAAGGAAUACAUUGGCGAUGUAACAUUAACCUUCAUGUUACCAGAAGAGGUUAGAAAGCAUCCGUCUUCUGACAAAAUGACUUUGGACGAUGGUGUGCCUUAUUUGGAAAUGAAGAGUAUUCUUGAUGACUCUUCAAAGGAAAACGUGCCCGUGGAGACACCCUCGCAGUCAAUGCAGCGAAAAGACGACAGCGCUGGCCUUAGUUUGCCUUUAGGCGAAGAGUAUGAGAGGAAGAAACAGAGGCUUAAACAAGAGCUUCGUAUGGACUACAGAAGAUAUGUGUCACAGAAAAACGACUUGACCUCUGAAGAGGCAUGUGCUCAACCGCAGGAACUUUCUCUCCCUAUCAGAGAAAGGAGAUCUGCCAAGGCACGGCUAAGAGAUGAACGGAACAAAGAGUACAAUGCCUUUCUUAAAGAAAAAGGAACGCAGGCGGCUGUAACCAGAACAUUACCAGAUUCAUGGAAGGUACAAUUUCAAGACCGCCUUUCACCGCCCUUGUCAAAACCUACACGGGGCUCCCCACCCCCUGACCCGAGGGGUCAUCUGGCCGAGACGCUGUCAUCCAGAAGAGACGCCGCCACACUAACAGAUUCUCGAGUCCAACAGGCCGGCACACCACGCAGGCGGUGGGGAGGCACCCCUGUGCGCCUCGAAAGAAAGCCUCGGAGGCUCCAAGGCCAUUACUACAACUCUGAGGAAGACCUGAGUUAUGGGGAGGAGGACGAGGAGUAUGAGGAGGAAGAGCUAGAUUACAUGUCCAGGAGGAGGCCCAGGCCUAGAGAGCUGAUUGGAUACUUGGGGAAGAGGGAGAGGAGAGUCCAUCGUCACAGACCCGACAGAAUUGUCCAGGAGAGGAGAGAGCCUCAAGCCCCCAUCCUCCAAGCAGAGGAAUACAUCGAGGAGAGCCGGCGGACGCUGUCAGCCAUACACAACCCUAAUCUGCAGGCAGAACCAGCGCCAGUGAAGACCAGUGAGCGGUCCAGAUCGGUGGCCAACAAGAACAUGGCCGACUUCUCCACGGGGCUUAUCAUAGGGACAGCGGAAGGGGACCUGGCCCAGCAGAGGAGGAAGGAGCGCUACAGGCAGGAGCUGCUGGAGCAGAUGGCUGAACAGCAGAAGAACAAGAAGAAGGAGAAGGAACUUGAACUCAGAGUUGCUGCUUCUGGAGCUGUAGACCCAGAAAAACAGCCUGACCGGAUCAAGCAGUUCGGUGCGGUGAACCGGGAGUAUGAGGGGAGGCGGCGGAGGGACGUGCCCUAUCGCCCGGGGCCCACGCUGGACUCCUUGGGGGGCAACUCAGCCAGGCAACCCCCCGAGGAGAGAGCUGGUGGUGCGGAGGAGAGGACACCCCCCGAGAGGCCCCACGUGGCCUUCCAGUCGCCCCCACUCGUGGACUACAGCACCAGCCUGGCCCAGCUGGCCGCAGCCAGUGGUGGGGGCAGGCUGGAGGCCGGGGGAGCACCCAUCAAUGAGGACUUCCACAGGAACCUAUCAGGCACGCUUGGAGAGAUGAUUGCACCAAGGAUCACGGGUGCGCCUCCACCUGUUCCACCCACGCUGCCAGAUGCUUACCACACUCCCUACGAUGACGCCUACUAUUACUACGCAGCCAGGAACCCGCUAGACCCCAAUCUGGCUUACUACGGCCCCGGAGCUGUUGGUGUGGCUUCUUACCCCCAUCUGCCCAUGGGAGUCCCCCAGCCUCUGAGGCCCGGCCAGUCGACUUCUCUCAUACAAGUGCCUAGUCAGCUUGGCAUGGCCCCCUCUGGAAUGGGAGUCUUUGCUGUUGACAGAUCAAAACAGUCCAAGGAGAAUGCACUGAGCUACCAGGAGGCUCUUAAACAGCAGGGCUGGAUGGAAUACAUUUCAGAGGAAGAGAUCAGGGCAGAGUGGAGUCAGCAUUUCCAAAAGAUCCGUGAGCGUCAGGAGCGUAAGAUGCGCGAGCUGGAGGAGCGCGAACGCUGCGACGCCAAACUGGAGGCCGAGAUGAAGAACUACAAGCCCUGGGGGCGGGGAGGAGGAGGAGCCCCUAUCAAGGACGACCACGGCAACCUCAUCAGUGACCUGAAACGGAUGCACCAGUGCAACGAGGAGGCCUAUUUGAACCCAGAGUCCCGCCGGGGGACGGGUAACACAGGCAGGAAUGCUCCGACGCCACGGGAGGACAGGCCCCCCUCUGUCCACAUGAUAGCAGGCUAUCCUCAGGGUCAGGCGGGGUCGCACGCCCGGGGCAACGUGUUCAGGGACAUGCCCACGCCUCAGCAGCUCCACGAGCAGGACCGUUACAAGGAGUACCUGAAGCAGCAGAUUGCGGAGAAGAGGCGCAAGGACGCGGAGGAGCGCGAGCGCCAGCGUCUGGAGGAGGAGCGGGAGGAGAAGAAGCUGGCGGAGCAGAGGGCUCGCAUCCAGCAGGAGUACGAGGAGGAGCUGGACAAGAGGAGACGCAAAGAGAUGGAGCAAUUAGCCAAGAAUGAGGAGCUGGUGCGGCAGGCGGAGGAGAGGAGGAAGGAGGCGGAGAGGAGGAAGAAGGAGGAGGAGGAGAGAGCCAGCCAGGCCCUGAGGCAGCAGGACGAGCGAGAGAGACAGGCCCGACUGGAGGAGGUGAAGAGAGCGCCGUCUCCUCCCAUCCCAACCCUGCAGAAGAAGUUGGGGCGUCAGCGUGCCCCCAGACCCCCCUCCGCAGACAGCCGCCAGUCAGCGGGAGCCUCUACUGUUCGUUCCCUCUCUGCCCCUCACUCCCCACCUGUGCCUGCACGGCGGAAUCAGCUCAGAGCCAAAGAGGAGAAGCAAUCUGUGAUCAGUGAGCUGUCUGCACUGAGCAAACAGCUACGGAAUGAGCAGAGGAGGCUGGAGAGACAGAGACUGCAGACCGAGAGAGAGGACAUGGACACCCCACUCAGAGAGAGGCGUAGAGAGCGCCCUCCGGUGGAUGUGUUUGAUAUGGCGCGACUUCGCAUGCAGGUUUCGGCCAAGAGGCCAUCCUCCAGAACCCAGGGGCCAGUCAACAUCCAGAACAUACACGACUUUAACCAGCUCAAGUACAGAGACAGCACGUCCCGUGAGGAGGUGCGUCAGGCCUACCCAGACCCCCCGUGUGACGAUUACAGUCUGGAGCUCCAGCAGCAGGCACUGCUACGCCACCAACAACGCAAGAUCAACAACAUGAGGAAAGAUAGAACAGAUUACUUCGAUCUGUCAUCCCCGUCCAGGGCGCUUCAUCAUCAGCGUCUCUGCUCCCAGACAACGGAGUCUACUGAAGAGGGCACCAGACCAACACUGCUGCAGUCCGAAAGUGCCUUCAUUGACAGCGUGUCCCUUGAGGAAGAGUGUGAGGCCUACCCAGAUGCCCCAUGCGAUGAUCACAGUGUGGACAUCCAGCAGCAGGCUUUGCUACGCUGCCAACAACGCAGGAUCAACAACAUGAGGAAAGACAGAACAGAUUCCCAUGCGGGUGCGUUCCCUGAGCCCUGUGAGGAGCGGAGAGAGAGACAGACCUCAGCGCGGGAGAGGAGGCGACUGCAACGGAGGAUUGAGUUUGAUGAAGAUCUGGAUGCUCUGUCUGGGCAGCGCGAGGCAGACGGACCGUCAGACGCUCAGUCUCUCCGCAGUCUGGAGAGUGUGAGGGAGCGCAACCACCAGAGGAUGAGACGCCUGGAGGACAUGAGCAAGCAGAGCGGGAGACCAGGUGAGCUGUACCCUGACGAGGAUGACGAGUUCUGGCAGACGACCUCCCCUCCCCUGGAUAGACGCGUCUCUGUGGAUACCGUUGCCACGGAGCCCUGGCUGAGGCCUGGCACCACGGAAACCCUGAAGAAUUUCCUGGCAGGGCGACGACCGCUCAGCAAGGAAACUGUGACUGAGGACUGGGAGGGUCCUUCCACAUACCAUGGAUGACCACAGAACAGCCACGCUAACCAACCCCUAACCCAGGUGCCUGAGGCCUCUUCCAAGGCUGAUCUCAGAACAGAUACACAGGUGCCUGAGGCCUCAGUAGGCCAGUAGUUUGCACUGCAUUCAUGAGUCAUUGACCCUGUAGAGCAUAACUUCAGAGCUAAAGAACACUGUUGUUAUUUAACAUCUUUUAAUAUUGAUGUUUUAUAAUGUCUUAACUUUCUCUUUUAUAUCUGCCUGCUGCUGGUAAUUUAAUUUAUUGGGUUUUUUUUUCAUGUGUGCCUAAAAACAGAAUAAUUGCCUUGUGAGUAGCAUUUGAAUGUUGGUAAGGGACUGGACUAAGAAUUGUAGUCUAAAGAGUUUCAUGCCUCUUAUUCACUGGAGACAGAAAUUGUGUUUGUGUGUGUUCCCUUCUGUACAGAUCAUACACUUCAACCUGUUGUGCUUUUGUUUUUCUGUGUGCAUGUCUUUGUGCAUCUCUCUCCGCAUUGUUGGUGCCUUUCUACUGUGAUAAGGAUUCUCAUGUUUUUAGAACAGAAUCAGCAUCUAUUCAGAUGUUUUAGAUGAAAUAAAUACCUAUUUUAAUUA
Alosa alosa (allis shad) is the source of this 4919-nucleotide messenger RNA. Its product is annotated as centrosome and spindle pole-associated protein 1. The record is from RefSeq and is a predicted model, not a curated record. Gene Ontology annotation, cellular component: spindle pole; microtubule; centrosome. The transcript is spliced from 33 exons. Lineage: Eukaryota; Metazoa; Chordata; Actinopteri; Clupeiformes; Clupeidae. The coding region runs from base 471 to 4334 and encodes 1287 amino acids. Gene Ontology annotation, biological process: positive regulation of cytokinesis.